AACGAGAAGUACUGAGAUUUUUUGACGCGCGUUUAUUAAAAGCAAAACAAGACCGAUUUGGUGAGAAAUCGACUAAAGCUGGUUCGGUCCCAAAUUAAUUAUUUAUUCACCGGUGGAAAAUGGUUAAACUACUUAAUCAAGUCAAGUAAUAUAUUUAACUGGUUCUAUUAUUUCUUGUCACUCUGAUUGCAAUGUUUGCAAUAUUCACUCUGGUCAACGGGAAGGUGGUGGAGGGGGGACGGGUAGAGUUAGGGGAAGCAGAAAUUGCUGAAUACGUCAAAUCAGUAAAAAAGAGUGUUUUCGUGGAAGUGCAAGAUGUUUUGAAGGUGAGAGACUUACGGGACCGGUUGUACAAGGAGAUAUGUACAAGAGCAGGACGCGCAGGGCGUCACUUCACAAGCACAGAUGUUCGUGAGACCGACUACAUCUUCAAGUUUAUAAAAGAAAAAAACGGAAAAUACGUUGCUGUGAGGGUAACUAAAAAACAGUUAUUGGCGACUCCAGCUAACGAGUAUGUACUGCAUUCUGUCAUCGCCCUUCUGUGGCGUGACCCCCACAAAAGGAUACGGGAAAUGACACUAGGAACGUCAAGUCUUGUUGACCCACUCGUCGCCACAGGAGCCGCGAUACACAAUGCAUAUAUCGGAAAAUGCUCCGUAUUGGAUUCAAUUGAUCCAAGUUUUACUGCCGUGAACACUGAUUUUGUUAAGCUCCCAAUUUUUACAUACUCCCUGCAAGAAGCUAAUCAGUUAAAGCAAUAUCGAAGAAGGCAAAAUGGACUCCCUGGGAGUUUCAAAAGUAAAGCUACGGAGUACACUUUUAGAAAAAUUCGGGUAGACCUAGAUAAAAUAAUUGAUGAACAUACUGCUGGUUUAAUUGAGGAAGUGAAUGACGAAGAGGAGGAGAAAUUAGUUGUAAAAAUUGUACCAAAGGCAAAACGUCGCGCCCCUCUUGGAAAGUUUAGAUGUCACGUCAAAGGGUGUCACUUUAGUUCAAAGUCAACCGUUGCAGUGAAACAGCACAUGACCGUCCAUACAGGAGACAAGCCGUUUAAAUGUUUCAAAUGUGAUAAAAGUUUCGGUAUUAAAUCCAACAUGAACCGGCACAAAAAAACAUGCAAGGCAAUCCGUGGCUAUUCUCCUUCGAAUGUCCCCCUCAAGACUCUUAUGCAUCACAGAUCAGUGUCCUCUGGACCGAAACCGUCUACUUCUACUUACACAUCCACUUCGACCCCUACACCAAAUUCAGUCUCCCUAAAACGUACAAGUCAAACAGUCCAGGGCUCUCUCUCGUUUAAACCUAAAAAGUUAUUGCUUGGUUCCACCAACAGCGCAAACGGAGAUGACGAAUCUCCCAAACUCGUCGCCAAAUUGUCAGAAGAGCUCGAAGUAGUGAAGAAGGAGAAGGACGUCUCUCUCAAACUCGUCGCCAAAUUGUCAGAAGAGCUCGAAGUAGUGAAGAAGGAGAAGGACGUCUCUCUCAAACUCGUCGCCAAAUUGUCAGAAGAGCUCGAAGUAGUGAAGAAGGAGAAGGACGUCUCUCUCAAACUCGUCGCCAAAUUGUCAGAAGAGCUCGAAGUAGUGAAGAAGGAGAAGGACGUCUCUCUCAAACUCGUCGCCAAAUUGUCAGAAGAGCUCGAAGUAGUGAAGAAGGAGAGGACCAAGUUGAAGAAGGAAAGGGCAGUUGCGUUAUACAAUUUGUGGAAGUUCAAGCAAGGGGUAUCAUCACCUUUAGGAAAUCUCACCAACCAGCCAAAACACUUUAUGUAAA
Folsomia candida is the source of this 1770-nucleotide messenger RNA. RefSeq lists its product as uncharacterized. Gene Ontology annotation, molecular function: RNA polymerase II cis-regulatory region sequence-specific DNA binding; DNA-binding transcription activator activity, RNA polymerase II-specific. Bases 192 to 1769 code for a protein of 525 amino acids. The transcript has 8 exons. Gene Ontology annotation, biological process: regulation of transcription by RNA polymerase II. Gene Ontology annotation, cellular component: nucleus. The record is from RefSeq and is a predicted model, not a curated record. Lineage: Eukaryota; Metazoa; Arthropoda; Collembola; Entomobryomorpha; Isotomidae.